Messenger RNA from Cryphonectria parasitica EP155, 899 nucleotides. Its product is annotated as 60S ribosomal protein L10A. The coding region runs from base 80 to 733 and encodes 217 amino acids. The transcript has 3 exons. Gene Ontology annotation, biological process: translation. Lineage: Eukaryota; Fungi; Ascomycota; Sordariomycetes; Diaporthales; Cryphonectriaceae. Gene Ontology annotation, cellular component: large ribosomal subunit. The record is from RefSeq and is a predicted model, not a curated record. Gene Ontology annotation, molecular function: RNA binding; structural constituent of ribosome.
AACGACCACGACAACCACCUGAAAGGCGUAAUAAUCCUCACCAUUAGAACCUCAAGAUUUCUAUUGGAAGACCGUCAAGAUGUCGAAGAUCACGGUCGCCGGAGUGCGCCAGAACGUCGCCGAGCUCCUUGAGUACUCCCUGGAGACCAAGAAGCGCAACUUCCUCGAGACUGUCGAGCUUCAGAUCGGCCUGAAGAACUAUGACCCCCAGCGUGACAAGCGUUUCUCCGGCACUGUCAAGCUGCCCUCCGUGCCCCGCCCCAACAUGGCCAUCUGCAUUCUGGGUGACCAGCACGAUAUUGAUCGUGCCAAGCACGGUGGCGUCGACGCCAUGUCCUCCGACGACCUGAAGAAGCUGAACAAGAACAAGAAGCUCAUCAAGAAGCUUGCCCGCAAGUACGAUGCCUUCAUCGCUUCCGACAGCUUGAUCAAGCAGAUCCCCCGUCUGUUGGGUCCUGGUCUGUCCAAGGCCGGCAAGUUCCCCACCCCCGUCUCUCACGCCGACAACCUGUCCGACAAGAUCACCGAGGUCAAGUCCACCAUCAAGUUCCAGCUGAAGAAGGUUCUGUGCAUGGGUGUCGCUGUCGGCAACGUCGGCAUGACCCAGGAGCAGCUGGUCGGAAACAUCAUGCUGGCCAUCAACUACCUGGUGUCCCUGCUGAAGAAGGGCUGGCAGAACGUCGGUAGCCUGACCAUCAAGGCUACCAUGUCUCCUCCCAAGCGUGUCUACUAAGUGGUCGCUACAUUUGAGCACGGCUUGCUGUCCGUCUUUGCAACGAUAGGAAGGUGGCACAGGAAUGUUGGGCCUGCGGUACUAGCUAGCUAGCAAACAACCACAAUGACCAACAAAGCUCGACAGUCUGGGCUUGCUCCAACCUGCAAACGCCUUGUCCUCUGCC